GUCAUCAACCGAAUGGUGCAAAUCAAUCCACAUCAACCAACACACACAGACAUGAAUUCACCAUCCACAACCCGACGCUGUUUCGUCACAAUAAUAAAUCCACUCCGUCGUAUCUGCAACCCAUCACCAAUAUAUGCAAAAUGAAGCUUCAUCUUCUCAAUCGAUGCGUAUUCUCCACUCCAAACGUUACAUCCAUCAUCAAAUCACAAGCAUCUUCGUUUUCCUCAUCUGCAUCCAAACACGAAGCUCCUGUUUCCUUGGUGCAGGGAGCUUCUAGAGGCCUAGGGCUUGAAUUCGUCAAGCAAUUGCUGGAGAGAAAUUCUCGAGAACAUGUAGUUGCUACAUGCCGGAAUCCGAAUGAUGCAGCAGGAUUAAUUGAGUUAAAAAACAGAUUUGCAGAGAGACUGCAUAUUCAAAGGUUGGAUCUUACAAUUGAAAGCACAAUAGAGGACUCUGCAAAGGCAAUACGUGAGCGGUAUGGCUACUUAAAUCUUCUUGUUAAUGCGUCUGGCAUUCUUUCUAUACCUGAUAUAUUACAACCAGAAACAACACUGACCAAAGUAGAGAGAUCGUCAUUGCUGCUUGCUUACGAUGUAAACGCAGUCGGUCCUAUUUUGGUGACCAAGCAUAUGUGGCCUUUGUUAAAGGUUGGAGGUGGCCCUGGAACCGAAAGAGAUGUUGCUGUUGUGGCUAACGUAAGUGCCAGGGUUGGCUCAAUUGGUGACAACCGUUUAGGUGGAUGGCAUUCAUAUCGAGCAUCCAAGACUGCGCUUAACCAGUUGACCAAGUGUGUUGCUGUAGAGUUAGCGCGAAAGAAGGAUCCGGUAAUAUGCAUUCUAUUGCACCCUGGAACGGUGGACACGGAUCUUUCUAGACCGUUUCAAAAGAAUGUUCCAAAAGACAAGCUGUUCACCAAAGAAUUCUCGGUGCAAAAGCUCUUGAGCAUUAUUGAGAGCAGCAAAAGGCAUGAUAAUGGCAAAUUCUUCGCUUGGGAUGGUCAAGAAAUUCCUUGGUGAUUGGGGGAGUAACGUAUGAAUAUGACAUGGCUCGUUUAGGUCCGGUUUCUCUGGACCGGGUGAGGCCAUGUCUAGAGUAUUACUCGGUUCGUGUGUGACACACUGAUAAGCAGGCGAGAGUGUUGUAGCGUUUUGUGUUUGUCAGAAUUUACAGAUACAUGUCAAAGUCAUGGAAUACAGAUCCUUCAUGUGGUUUAUAGUGGUGUAAUAGCCUGAGCUUCACUCUAUCAUUUAAACUUGAGUGUAUUUCAAGGAUUGUUCUUUAUUUUCAUACCCAUUUUCAGGCGCUGUCCUUUAUGUUUAAAAUUGACGAGUUUUGUUC
Molecule: messenger RNA, 1338 nt
Organism: Helianthus annuus (common sunflower)
Lineage: Eukaryota; Viridiplantae; Streptophyta; Magnoliopsida; Asterales; Asteraceae
Product: C-factor
Exons: 6
Coding region: 141-1016 (291 amino acids)
Source: RefSeq, a predicted model, not a curated record